UUUUGCUUGGGCGUUUCGCUUCAUACCACCCACCCGCGUCCACCGAUUUUUGUCAUUGCGUUUCAAUCCGCGAGUUGAGACGGUUCUUUCGCGAGUGUUUCUCACGCAUUAUGCGAUUCUUGUUCCUUUGUGUCGGUCCAUCGCAAAUGUUUUGUGUAUCUUCGUUGUCAUUUUUUUUAUUUCUCGGUUCGACGACCAUCUGAUUUGCUACGUUCGGUGUGCGUUUCGAUUCCGAAUGUUGAUGAACGUUUGAAUGGAGGAAAUUGCGUGUGUUUUAUCGGGAUAAAAUUGGCUAAUCGCGUGUGAGUCGACAGACAGAAAGUUGUGGGCAAGUUUCUGAUCGCUUUUGGUAUCAACCCACUGAUUCUUGACCGACGAGAAGAACCGCACAAGAAUCAUUGCACUUUGGUGAUCGAAGCGGAAGUGAAUACCGUCCGCAUACCUUGGUUGGGGCUGGUUGCGAGGGAACGGUGCCAGUUUUGUGCGUGUCACAGUUGUGGAAAAAUCAAUGAAGACGAGAGGCGAUGAGAAUGGAAAAUCGACGCUUCUUUAAUCAGGAAGGCAAGGAGGCGAAAAAUUUCUACCAUCUGUCCGACGAUGGCGAGGAGGGUGGCUGCAGCAGAAGCUACAUGAGGAAGCCUCCGAUGCACUUUAAGCCACGCUCGCUUCAGAGUGCUUCGCAAAGCAAAUCAGCUGCUAAAUCGUCCGCUCCACGGGUACGAUCCGCCUCGACGGGAAGGGACAAAAAGUCGGAACUCCAAGCCCGCUAUUGGGCGUUUCUCUUCGGAAACUUGCAAAGAUCUGUGAACGAAAUUUACCAAACGGUUGAGUGCUACGAAAAUUUACCGUCAUGUCAGGAAGCAAUUCUCGUGCUGGAAAACUAUAUACGAGACUUUCGGGCGCUGGCCGAGUGGUUCAAGGUUUCCUGGGAUUAUGAAGCCACGCCACUGCCACAGCGGCCGCAAUCGUUGGCAUGGGAGGUGCGGAAGAGCAAUCCCGCUCCACGUGUCCGUAAACCCAUCUCCAGUCCGGGAGUAUCCGGCAAAUCGAGCCCUAGUUUUUCCGGCAAGAACAGUCCAAGUCACGCCCCGGAUGAACUCAACAAGUACUCUCCAAAGAAGCACUUCAGUUCGACGGAGAGUCUCAGUACCAAAAAGAGUGGCCUUGGAAAGAUGAACGUCAAAGACCUACUGAAGCAAUCCACGGUCACGAUCGAGAACAGUGGUGUGUUGGAUGAGGCAGCAAAGGCACCGCCCCAAGUUGGCGAAAGUGAACAUCCAAUUGGCUGUAGCAAUCUAGAGAGUUACGUGCUGAAACUCGACCAGUACACCCAGACUAAUUUGGAUGACGAAAAUUUAACGUUGGCGGAAUAUCUGGAAAAGUACUGCAAGAAAGAGGAACUAAUAAGUGAAGAUGUGAAGGAAGAAGAAGUGAAGGCAGAUAAUCCGGAAGAGACGAAAAGUGCAGAAAAUGCACCAAAUGAUGAAAACAAACUCGCAGACGUGGUGAAGGCUCCUGAAGCAUUAGUGAAGAAAGUAUCACCUGCCACAAAGUAUGCAACAGUGGUAAACAGUGUUGCCAAACCUGCGGCUCGUCCAGCCGGUCCUACUGGACAAAACAAGGUAAUGUUGCCAUCGAGAACGGUGCCCCCCAAGGUGGUCCGAUCUGCUCCGAACGUUCGCAAAUCGGCUACCUUAUCUAGUCUAAAUCAGAGUCAAACGAAGACCGUUGCGCUGCCAGUGAAGAGCGCAACCCUUUCAAACAUCCAUUCCGUCGGUUCGAAACCGAGUGCUCGCCCAAUCGUGAACCCAGUGAGAAGCAAAACCAUUCCAUCGAAUGUUUCAUCUCGGCUUUCAACUCGAUCGAAAACUAUGAUCGAAAUCAAUAAUCGAAAGAGUGAAAGCAAAGCGGUACCGCUAUCUUCAAAGCUAUCAUUUUCCCGCAAAACAUCCAGAGAAGAUGUCGAUAGUUCCAGCUCAACUCUGAAAGCUAGCACGGAUCGAUUAGGUUCGAGGAACUCCAUUGCGGAUUCCUCAAAGGGCCGAGUUCAGAAUGGGCCAGUCACGAGCAGACGGUCGGAACCGAAGAGUCUCCCGUCGGAUGUUGCCAACAAUGACGGUUGGUACACGGUCAAAACGAAGCGACGAUCGAGCCUUCAUUGGGCAACACGUUUCAAUCAACCUAGUGGUUAUGCUAGUCUGCCAACGCUCUCUUUGCUGGAUGAAAAUGGUAAUGCUGAAGAAAAUGAUAGGAAAGAUUCCACUGAAAAUGUAUGUAAGCAGUCGAAAGUGGACCCGGGGAUGGUUAAACCGGUUUUAGUGGCAUCAAAGGCACCACCAGAUUUGAAGCCCAAGCCAACAACGACAACGGUUGGGAGUGCUAAAUCUGCGGUUCCGCCAACUAAACCGGUAUCUACUGUUCUAGCGAAGCGUCCCACAACUGCUCCAGCUGCAACGAAAAAGAUCGCCCCGAAUGGUUGCACAGCUCAAAGCACCCUUCCCAAACCACCGAUGAUGAAUGGUCCAACGGUGAGUAGGCAAAAAUCUGACCUCACUGGGCUGAAAUUGAAGACGUUGCACAAAGAGUUCCUACGGAACGAGAAAUUAAAGUCGAAACCUCCCACUACGGUAGUGGUGGUUGAUGAAUCGAAUACGAGCCAAAAAGUAGAAGAAGUUGUGCAUCACCAAGAGGACACCACAUCCCAGUUGAACAAGGUCGAUAUGAACAUUCAGACCAAUAUGGUUUCGUCGACGAUCCAGAAUCUUUACGAAAAGUGUCUGGGAACGGGAGAGGAAGGUGGGGGCGAUGGUGUCGCGAUCUCGGUUGUCGGCAAACGGCCUUUGGUACGGUCCGAAAUCAAUCUGUCCAGCUGUGACGAGCUGGAGGAGAGGGAGGAUAUGGAGAGCGAUGAGGAUCAGCGCAAGCUGUUGGAGGAGCAGGAAAGCCUGGAGGCGCAGAUCCGGGAGCUGCAGAAUACGGAAAUUGACAUCGAUACUGAAACGGACGAAACCGAUUGUGAAGCCAUCAUAGACCUGGAGGAUAACGAAAGCAGCGCCGAAAAUUUAGAAACCGUCAACGUUAACGGUACUGGUGGCGAAGAAGAAAUGACACUCGAGAUGCGUUACGAAGCGGUUCUAGCUGAAAUGACCUGGGUCGAGCGUGCCCAAACGCUGGCCACCCUGCAGGCACUGGUUGCUCGCCAUCCGGGAAGGGCCCAGCAGUUGCACGCUAAGCUGUCUAGUCCUUCUCGCCGACGGUCAUUGCACGAAACGUUGAAAAAGUACCAAGCCAAACAGACCCGGGCCCUGGAGAAGCGUCAAGCGCUGCAGAAGGAGAAGGCCCUGAAAAUUCAACAUUUGCUGGCCAGAGUUGAAGAUGUCAAGACCGCCAAGCAGCAGCUCAUCGAGAAGAAGCGUAUGCGAAUGGAAGAACGUCUACAACGGGCCGCCGAAAAUCGGACACUAUAUCUGAAAUAUAAAAUCAAAAAAGCUCACGACGAGGAGGAAAAGCUCAAAGAGAUUGCUUUCAUUAAAAAUUUGGAAGCCCAAAACAAGCGACUGGAUUUCAUUGAAUCAUGCAAGGAACAGGAAGGCCGUUUGCAAGAUUUGGAAACUGAAAGGCAGAAGAGAGCGGAGGAGAAAGCCGCCAAAGAGGCUGCUGUCGAACGUAGGAGACAGGAAAUCGAACAGGAACGCCAGAAGAAGCUGCAAAUUAUGAGUGAAAAUCGUCGCGAGAGGGAAAAACGUGUCGGGAAAAUGCAGGAGCAAAAGGAGCGGCAACGUCAGGCUUUGGCUAGGGAAAAGGCCCGCGAUAGGGAGGAAAGGCUUCUUGCUUUGCAGGCACAGCAGCAAGCCACCACGGAAGAGCUGCAACGGAAGAUAAUUCAGAAGCAGCAGGAGUCCGCCCGACGACAUGAAGAACACAUCGAAGAUAUUCGUCAAAGAGCGGUUGAGCUGACCAUACCGACGAGAAAUUGUGACGAAACCAACUCCAAUAAACAGGAAAACGACGACAAUCUCAGUGUUAGUGAUAAGGGCAAGGACAGCGGUAAUGCUAAGGCAAACAAGAAGAAAUUGAAGAAACUGCGCCAGCGAAUGGCUCAGGCAGCAGAAGAAUACACAGAAGAACUACAGCCGCUGGCUCCGCAAAUUCGCAAGCAAAGUCAAGUGCCCAAACUGCUGAAUACGAUUGUGAAAGGUGGUGGUCCCUUGGGUGUGGAACGACCACUUGGACAGCUGUUGAGACUCAUGGCAAAAGCAGAAGUCGUAGACUUCCAAUCCAUGUGGCUGCUGGACGGGUUGAAAACGAUCUCCGAAGUGAUUCAAAUGGGAAUGGAACCCAACUCCGAGGUAUCAAAGCGGGCGGUUGUAAUAUCGGUCCAGCUGUUCCGAAAUGCAUGCUCUCUAUGUCCGCAAAUAUCGCGCCAUGCCAUCCUCGGCAAUACCAUCACAGUAUUAUUGGAUGCUCUUCUGAUCAGUUUGAAGACACCAGAGGAGAAGUGUCCUUUGUACCCAGUCGAGCUAUCCACCGAGCUAAUACUGGCCUGCACCGUUGCACUGUCGCCGACAAACUCACUCAAGCAGACACACCCAAAGGUUGUGGAACGCCUUCCGGAUCUCAUAAGUUACACAGUAUCAUUAGGUUUGGUAGACAUAUUAAUUAGGAAAUUCAACAAAAUCCGAGAAUCGGUGGAGAGUCAACAAAGUCUGGUACUAUCUCUGCUAGCUUCGCUCGGACUGCUGACGAAGCUAGCAGAACUAUGUCCAAAAGGUCCCGACGUUACCAAGUUCCUAUCGACGGUCAAAUCGACAGAACUGUUUGGAUCAGUCUCGUUGCUGUACGCCACCAUCGUGCCUAUCGGUGAAUGCAUUCCACCAAGAACAAUUUCGCUGGCGGCAGCUACCUUUAAUCUUCUGGUAACGUUGGCCAAUCUGGACAUAGUGACGUUUCAGGACGUGUUAGCAGAGGAAAAUCUUUCGUUUAAGUUCCUGGACGUGGUCAGCAUCCUACUACAGUACUGCGUGCCGAAAUCGGAGGAGAAGGGUGAAACCCAGGCUGUGAUAAUCGACUUAAUAGCAACGUUAGGUUUCUUCUGUGCCAAUAAUAAAAUUAAUCAGGAUCUGCUCACCUCGGAUCAAUCAUCAGUGAUAAUCAAGAGCCUGACCAAGCUCCCCAAGCAGUUCGAUAUGGUCAUCUAUCCGACGCUGGUUACCGUCAUCUACGAGAAUUCCGAAGCCAAAGCCAUACUGAGCAAAGAUUUCGACAUCGUGUUACUGGAGGAGUAUAGCAAAUCGGAUCUGGCGAAAAAGAACAGGAUUGUGUCACUGCUGACUAAGGCGGAGUAAUUCUGGUAUUUUUUUGGUGCUAGGUCAGGUCAGACCUGCGUUAAUGUAACCACAGCGGCGCGCAGACAACAUACCAGAUCCAGAAGAGAGCAAGCACAGAUAGUCCGUCAAAAGCAAUAAAUAAGGGAACAUGC
Messenger RNA from Ochlerotatus camptorhynchus, 5479 nucleotides. RefSeq names its product short spindle 3 (gene ssp3). The record is from RefSeq and is a predicted model, not a curated record. The transcript is spliced from 14 exons. Lineage: Eukaryota; Metazoa; Arthropoda; Insecta; Diptera; Culicidae. Bases 525 to 5345 code for a protein of 1606 amino acids.